Messenger RNA from Brienomyrus brachyistius, 8267 nucleotides. Its product is annotated as serine/threonine-protein kinase BRSK2-like. Bases 1234 to 3477 code for a protein of 747 amino acids. Gene Ontology annotation, biological process: intracellular signal transduction; microtubule cytoskeleton organization; protein phosphorylation. Gene Ontology annotation, molecular function: tau-protein kinase activity; protein serine/threonine kinase activity; ATP binding. The transcript has 19 exons. Gene Ontology annotation, cellular component: cytoplasm. The record is from RefSeq and is a predicted model, not a curated record. NCBI's taxonomy places the organism in Eukaryota, Metazoa, Chordata, Actinopteri, Osteoglossiformes, Mormyridae.
AGGGGACUGGGAGGCUGGUGAGGGAGUGGGACCCGGAUGCUGAUGCUGCUCGUGUCGGAUGAGGGGAAGGAAGAGGAGACAGAAAAGAGCGAUUUACGGGAAGAAAGAGAUAUUAAGGGAGGAGGCCUUCGCUCCCAAGGACCUUAGUAUUUUUUUGAAGAUCGCUAAGAAACUGUAUGUUUUUUUUUAAAGGAAAUCGUUGAAUGAAUGAAACUGGGACCGGCAAACGAGGAGGAACAGAGAGAGGGAAGAUGCUGUGAUAUGCGCCCUGGUAGAGAAGGGAGGGGGAUAGUGAGCAAGCGAGAGAGGGAGGGGGAGAGUACUACGCCGAAGAUGCUUGUUUUACUAGAAAUGCGUUUUUCCGCUUCAAAACCAACAAAGCUGGGCCUAGUUAAAGAACUGCAUUGCUUUGCAUCGGAUAGCAACCUCCCAGCAGUAAAAUAUUGACAUAUAUUGAUAGCCGUGCUUUAACAUGCCAGACUAGAGGGGAUGCGGACAGUGUAGUUGUUUUGUUGAUUAAAAUGAAGAAAAUUCCAGAUCUCUGACUGUUAUAUAACCCGGUGUUCUUCGAUUGCAUGGUAUCAAAUAUUUACCUGUAAAUAUGUUGGAUUAGACGUUAAUUAAGCCAUGGAAAGCGAUAUUCAGUGAGAUAAAGAGCAGGGCUGAGAAAAUAGGUGGCGAGAAGGGAGAGGGCUGGAAGGCUGAUAAAUGCGAUGUGCAAGUGCGGACGGGCACGCAGGCAUAAGAUUAAUAAUUGCGAUCAGAAAAUUAAUAAUCCGCGAUUGCUAUAUAUAUAAAUUUAGGCACAAUUGUUACUAACGCCAUCACUGUCUCUUAUAUAGGUAUUUUAAUUCUCUUAAGUUUACGUUGAAACCUCUACCCUUCACGUCGCUUGCUUCUAUAUCAUUCCUGUUCCCAUAACCCCUCGUUACUCCAUAAUUACCAAAACAACAAUGUACUCCUAUUUUGCUACAUCCGAAGCAUACCCUCUCUCCUAACGCCACAGUAUAGGCGGUAACGUUUUUUUCGGGAUGACUGCAAUAUUAAAUAAGAGAAAGUGAGGAGUAGGCCACGGGACACUAUUACAAGCUCCCCCGUCCCUCACUGUACAUUUGUAAUUUGUAAUGCCUUUGCACAAGCAGGCGAGGGCCUUUUACACAUCAGUCUUAAAAACCUUAUAAUCACGAUUUUUUUUAAAUUGUCGUUAUUUACUGUGAAACGUAGACGAACAGCAUGUCCAGUAAAGACCUGUCUGGGAGUCACUCGGCUCAGUAUGUCGGGCCUUACCGACUGGAGAAAACGCUGGGGAAAGGACAGACAGGUUUGGUGAAGCUGGGAGUUCACUGUAUUACCGGACAAAAGGUUGCAAUAAAAAUAGUGAACAGAGAGAAGUUAUCGGAGUCAGUGCUGAUGAAGGUGGAGAGAGAGAUCGCUAUUCUGAAACUGAUAGAACAUCCGCAUGUGCUGAAGCUGCAUGACGUAUACGAGAAUAACAAAUAUCUGUACUUGGUGCUGGAGCACGUGUCGGGCGGGGAGCUGUUUGACUAUCUGGUGAAGAAGGGCAGACUGACGCCUAAGGAGGCCCGCAAGUUCUUCAGGCAGAUCAUUUCAGCUCUGGACUUUUGUCACAGUCACUCCAUCUGCCACAGAGACCUGAAGCCCGAGAAUCUGCUGCUGGAUGAGAAGAACAACAUCCGUAUCGCUGACUUCGGUAUGGCCUCCCUGCAGGUGGGAGACAGCCUGCUGGAGACGAGCUGUGGAUCCCCACAUUAUGCCUGUCCAGAAGUUAUCAGAGGCGAGAAGUACGACGGCAGGCGGGCGGACGUCUGGAGCUGUGGCGUCAUCCUGUUCGCGCUCCUCGUGGGCGCCUUGCCCUUCGACCACGACAACCUGCGGCAGCUGCUGGAGAAGGUGAAGAGCGGGGUCUUCCACAUGCCCCACUUCAUCCCUCCUGACUGCCAGUCCCUGCUCAGGGGCAUGAUCGAGGUCAACCCAGAGAAGAGGCUCACGCUAGAAGCAAUACAGAAACACGCCUGGUAUCUGGGGGGUCGGAACGAACCCUGCCCGGAGCAGCCUCCCCCCAGGCGGGUCUGUGUGCGCCGCAUCCUGUCCCUCACCGAGCUGGACCCUGAUGUGCUGGACAGCAUGCACUCACUGGGAUGCUUCAGGGACCGAGUGAAGCUCGCACGAGACCUGCAGUGUGAGGAAGAAAAUCAGGAGAAGAUGAUCUAUUACCUCCUCCUUGACCGAAAAGAGCGGUAUCCUAGUUGUGAGGAUGAAGACCUGCCACCCAGGAAUGACAUUGACCCGCCCAGGAAGCGAGUGGACUCCCCGAUGCUGACCAGGCAUGGCCGCUCCCGGCCUGAGAGGAAGAGUCUGGAGGUGCUGAGCGUGACGGAGCAGGGCUCCCCGACCCCACCACGCCGAGCGCUGGAUACGGCAGCGCACAGCCAAAGGUCCCGGUCAGUCAGCGGAGCCUCUACGGGACUGUCCUCAAGUCCCCUGAGCAGUCCCAGGGUCACCCCCCAGGGCUCUCCACUCCCCACCCCACUUGGUACCCCCGUCCACCACCCCCAGCACCCCUCUCCUACCCCUCCCUCUUCUUCUUCUUCCUCUUCUUCUUCACGGGCGGAGGGUGGAGGCGUCGGAGUCGGCUCCCUCUCCCUGACCCCACCAUCCAGUCCCGGAGGUGGCGGUGGCAUGGCAGCCAGUAGCUCCGCCCACUGGAGGACCCGCCUCAACUCCUUUAAAAACAACCUGCUGGGGUCGCCUCGCUUCCACCGGCGCAAGCUGCAAGUUCCCACAUCAGAAGACAUGUCCAGCCUAACCCCUGAGUCCAGCCCUGAACUUGCAAAGAAGUCCUGGUUUGGAAACUUCAUCAGCCUAGAGAAGGAAGAGCAAAUCUUCGUGGUGAUCAGAGACAAACCCCUCAGCUCCAUCAAAGCCGACAUUGUGCAUGCCUUUCUUUCGAUCCCCUCCCUCAGUCACAGCGUCGUCUCCCAGACAAGCUUCAGGGCAGAAUACAAAUCCUCAGGCGGGCCAUCCGUCUUCCAGAAGCCCGUCAAGUUCCAGGUGGACAUCGCAUUCUCUGAGGCGGAGAGGGAGCGGGAGCGAACAGAACGGGAGGGCCGCAGGGAGACCGGCAUCUACAGCGUGACCUUCACCCUCAUAUCGGGUCCCAGCCGCAGGUUCAAGCGGGUGGUGGAGUCCAUCCAGGCCCAGCUGCUCAGCACCCACGACCAGCCUUCAGUGCAGGCCCUGGCCGAUGAGAAGAACGGGCAGAUGUCCUCACGGCCCCCGGGCACCCCAACACGGCAGAACUCUCGCCGCUCAGAGGGAGGCGGAGACAGGGGCGAGUGGGUUGACCGAGGAGAAGGAGGAGGCGUGGGAGGGAGUGGCGGCGCCUUACAGCGGAGGGGGUCUGGGAAGGAGAAGACCCGGCUGCUGUCCUCCAAUGGAACGCAGUCACAGCCCUGAGAAGAACCCGCAAUACCAACUUCAAACAGUAGAUGGCCUGGUGUUCACCCCUAGAGAGAAGAAGGUCUCCACAAAAAUUCCUCAUCAAAAUAGUAAAUCUCUUAGUAAAUCUCAGAGAAUGUGAAACUUUCCCAAAGAAAAAAGCUUUUAAUAUAAUGCAAUAUGGAGGUGUUCUUGUCAUAGUAAACAAGAGUUUGUAUAAAUUAUAAAGGAAACCAAAAAUGGAAACAAGAUAAGAAUCAAGUGAAAAUGCUCACUAUUCUACAUUCCUACACAAAGAAUUAUUACUUGUGUAAAGUUGUGCAGGUUUUUGGUGCAGCAGCAACAAUGCGGGAAGAUUUCAAAACUGAAAAUUUGUUCAAUGCACCCUGGAUAUGAGAGAGGGAGACCCUUCCUUAAGAGCUCGAUGAAUGCUGCAGAUAGCGAUCAGCAGGGGGGGCUAUUCUACUAAACUGACCCUGCAUAUAUUUAAGGUAUAAAUAUGUAAUUUCCCCUGUCUCCACAAACUAUACUCUGGAGCAAAUAAUAAAGACACAGUCCAAAUUUUUAAGCAAACUGGAAAUCCCCAGCUGAAGAAACGUUAAGUAAAAAUAACAAAAUGAAGAUGGAAAACUGGCUCACAUCUCACCUGGAUCAUUUCCUUGCUUCAGAAGUCGUUUUAACAUCUGGGGAUUUUUUUUUCUCAGAGAUUUAACCAAUGUAGCAAAUAUGCAUCUCAUUUAAAGGCACAAGUAUAUAUUUAAGCAGUUGCAUCAUCUCAUCUGAUGAUUUUAGUCUUAACUUUUGUUUCCAAGGGAUUAAAUAGCAAACAAACCAGGCACAAGCCAUCAUAGAGCAGUAUAAGUAAAUGAGAAAAACCUUCACAUAAUUGGAGCAAAUGAAUCCUCAUCUUGCAGUUUCCUUUUUGCUGUAAACAGAUGGAUAAGAGGCAUUUCCUUUUCUCCAGCUGAGGCGUCUAUCCAAAGUAAAUGGAUGGUGGAGCUGGUCUCACUUACACUUUAUGAAUUCAGGGAUAUGGAAAAUACCUUCGGCCAAGAGCAUUCCGACGAAAUCUGGCAAAUAAAAUGUUGUCAGCCUAUUAUGCAAUUAAGUGAAUUGAGGAGUGUGAAUGUGGUUUCCCAAAAUGCUCAAAUGCAGUGCACCAACUAAAAUGUCUCUUGUUUCUAAAAUCGAUGAAGUCACUGGAAAAAAAAUAUCUGACCAGGCUUUGCAGAAGAGGAAGAAGGCAAUUACCAAGCCAAGCCUGUUUUUAAUAACCCCUCAGUCCUCUGUGGCAAAAUGUUGGGCAAGAGAAUGAAGUAAAAUGAAAAAAGAAAAAAAAAAUCUCAGCCAGUAAGGACAGACCUCUGGAGCUUGUAUGUUCAAUAUCAGAAAAUGAAUAAAACCAGAGACAGUGACUCUGUAACUGAGGAAAAAAACAAUGCCUGGGAAAAUAAUAAAAGAACUGUGUGAAAAACAUGCAAAAAUGAAAAAUGAACAUCUUUUCAAAGCUUGUUUUGCAACUUUAAUAUUUUGUUUUUGCUGAAUGAAGGACCGAAAAAUGAACCUGGUGAAUGUCAAAGAACUAUUUAUUGUAUUUAUUUAUGCUUAUUUAAACUUAUUUAUUUUAAAGAAGAGGAUAAAGAAAUCAGCAGAACAGUGAAGAAAUGACAGACCAAUGAAUGAAACUGAAGAAAUAACAAUGAAAUCCUAGCUAAACAAAUGCUCAAUAAAAAUGAUUGUUGAAAUGGCAGUUACUGUAGGUCCAUUAUUAGAAAAGAAUCUUUUUUUAAAGCGUAAGUUAAUUUUUGUAUGUUUUUUUCUUCAUUUGAAAAAGACAUUUACAAGAAAUGGUUAAAAAAGUGAUCUAGAUGUUCGCUUGUACAUUUUAGAAAAAAAAACAGAAAUUAAUACAAAAACCUUGAGGAAAAACAAACGUGCAAAUACCAAGAAGAAACAGAAUGACUGUGCUGCUCCUGUUUAUUUCCAGCCAUAGAUGUGACACUGAUUAUCUCAAAGACUCCAGGACUAAGGAUUUGAUUAACUGAAUGAUUCUCUGUGAACAUCUCCCACGUAAAAUGCAGUAUUCACAGUCUGAAUUAAUGUAAUAGAUACAAAGUCAACAAUAAUACUCUUCUCAGAUACUGGACUGAAAACUGGACAUGCAUUUUCCAGAUGUAAUACUGGGCAGGAAGACGAAUUAAGUAAUUACCUUCCCUUAAUCCUGAACCAUGACAAAUAUGUUACUGUCCACGCUUUUCCAUCACCCCGACUGCAAGAACUUAAAAGACAAUGACGUUCUUGUGCACAGAAGACUAAGUCAAAGAUGAGGCAUCAUUCUAGUUACUCUUCUGUCUCUUUACACUAUUUUACUGAUUAGCACAGGGCUUCCAUGCUGAAUGAAUUAUUCUGUAUCCAGCAGUUACAAGCUAUACAACAACAGAUGUACUUUGUUUGAACUUCACUGGUGAUUACGAGGUCAUCCUGCUACCCUGUUCGCCAGAAAACUCAGUUUCUGUAAUCACCGUGCUAUGCGGCAGGCUAUACCACAGAAUAUUUUUAUAGUCAAUCACAGGCAAUGGUUUAUUGCAUGCGUCUGAGUUUAUUAAAGUAAACUAAAUGACACGCAGACACAGCUACCUUUGGUUACAAUUGCCCCAUCUAUGUGUUCUGUACUUGUCUUGGGAAUAAUUGGUUGUUAAGAAACGUAAGAAGUAUUUUCUAAAAAAACAUUGUCAAGAGUUAUGUACGUGCUCCAUACCUGACCCUUCAUGUCAUUUAUAAUUUUUCUUUCUGCAAACCCAGCUGAAUAUCAAGGCCUAUGCUUGUAUGUGAGCUCUUGUGCGACUCCUGUAUUUGCUUUAGCUACGGGCGCCGGCUGCUGGUUUCACUGGCUGUCUUUCUGUGUACGUAAGUAUACAUGUCCGCUCGAGAGCUGAAAGAUGCCGGAGGAACGAUGACAACGUUAAAAGACAGAUAGAUGAACUAGAGUGAUACACUUCGAUACAUUUACUUUUAUGGUAAAUGUAUGCUGUGUGGGAUAGGCUCCAGCCCACCACAAUCCCCCCCCCCCACCCGCACACACACACACUCAACACUAACUAAGAUAGGGUAGAAAGCCCGAUGGAUGGAAAACUACUUCGCUAUUUACAUACACCGGCUGGUGUAUUUCAAUUAAGACGUGGCUCUUCAGACAGUGCCCUCCCCCUCCUUCAUUUUCCUGCUUCCCCACCAGUAGGUCUCUGUCCUGCUUGAUCCCCUGUCCUGCUGUGCUGGGUAUAUAUAAAUACACAUACACAGCCCUGUUCUCCUGGCAUUGUAGACAUGAUGCACAGCCCACUCCUACCCCAGAAUCCUCCUUUUGUUAUAAACAGUAAAUGUAAACUCAUCUGUCUCCUGUUUCACCAUAUGAUUAUACUUAUCAUUAUAAUUGAUUAUUCCAGUUAAAAUUGUAAAGCAUAUCCUCUUUCCCCAUGCACAGUACAGGAUGUUUUUCCUAUUAAAAUCUGAAAAACAAAAAAGCAAAACAAUACUAAAAAGAAAUGUCUGUAUUAUACUAUAAAGAUGAAAGUGCACUAUUAUUACUAUUAUUGCCUGUGAUUAAAAAUGAACAAUAAUGACAUUGAUUAUAGUCAUAAAUAAAACAAAUAUCACCUUAUUAUGGUUAUUAUAAUAAACUUUUAAAAAGUGUGCUUUCAGUGUGGUGUUCCUUUGAAUGUCGGUGUCUCUGACAGCAAAACAGGUCUCUUUUUUCAGCAUUAAGAGAACAGGUCAGCAUAUAGCAAAAAUCUGAUAGCAUCCCAAAUUCUACAUUAAAAAGGUUUAGAUUAAUUAAAGCUGUUGCCUAAAAUGAUUGGGUAUGAAUUUGUCAUAGCAAAAAUAUAUGUAUAGUGAACUCACAGUAUAGCUCAAUCAUGUCAUUGUUGAUAAUCAUGCCAACCUGAUUGUCUACCUAGAAUAUGAAAUUUACAUACGAUGUGUACAUCUGUCUCAAUGGCCUGAAGCCACCGCUGCAAGAUUAUAAAUUACACACAUCAGCACAAUAUUGACACUCAUAAUAUAAAAUUCUGAAACACAUGAUCCCUGACAAUAAGUAGUGAAAACAGAUUUGACUGAGUAUUAAAUUCUAGUUUGUUAAAAUUAUAUUUGUGUAUCAUUUAUACUAAUCAGAUACAUUUGGCAAUAAGUCAUUUUAUGUACAACUAUUCUGAUAAAGUUUGGCUGAGUUAAUGUAUAUAUACCUAUAUCUCAUGUCCUGUGUUCUCUCUAACAACCCAGGAUAAGUGGAUAGACGAUGGAUGGAUGGAUGGUUAUAUUUUUUAAAUAUCUCUCUCUCUCUCUCUCUCUCUCUCACACACACACACACACUCUCUAUAUAUUUUUUUUCCCAAUUUAUCUUUAAUUUCCUAACCCAUUAACUUUAAUCUGCUACUUUUAUCUGUUCCCAAACCUCAAUAUUUAACUUCUGUUUGUAUGAAUGUUGCCCCCUGGCAUCACACUACCAGUGCCCUUUGCACGGUGACAUGCCUUGCCAAUAUUUUGCACCUUAUUGCCAUUGGACUCAUACUGGUUGUUUCUGUUGUCUUUAUUUACUUAUUUUGUCCCUCCUGAUUGCAUUAGUAUUUAAUUUUUUAUAUUCUGAUUGUAUUUCCUGUAAAUCUUGUAUGUACUGUAGAUUAUACUAUGUGUACAUUCUAUUUAAUUUUUAUUAUAUUGUACCUGAGACUUAUUUGUUCAGUUUUUUUUUCUGUAUACCCUUGCUGACUAAAGGAAUUUUCCCCCAGGGGGAUCAAUAAAGUAUUAUCAAUCAA